Molecule: messenger RNA, 2208 nt
Organism: Lachancea nothofagi CBS 11611
Lineage: Eukaryota; Fungi; Ascomycota; Saccharomycetes; Saccharomycetales; Saccharomycetaceae
Source: the annotation of a GenBank genome assembly
AUGGCAGAUAGAGGCCCCAGUCUGUUCGACAUGCUUGGUGAGAAUGGGCCGAGCGGUGGGGGAGGAUUCGACACAAUGUUAGAAAUUUUACCUGAAGAAAUGGACGGGGGAUUCGUGGAUGAAUUAACACAUUCGACUAACAAUUCUGAUGGCUCGAACUUAGAGCGAAAUUCAAAAUUACGUACGGAAGAGCCGCUGGCGGCGCAUACGGUAGGAGUGGAGCCCCUCUUUCCACCAAAUUGCCCACUACCAUCAAUGGAAAAUCACCAAAACGGUGAAAUCGCGCAAUUGUGGGACUUUAACGUUGACGAGUUCAUAAUGACACCCAGCCAAGCCAGCGAUUCUGCGACUAUCAGUGCCCCCAACAGUUUCAACUCAGAUUUUCACCCGCAGAUGGAUGUGACUGGUCGCAAGACCAGCAUCGACGCUACAGGAUUUGGCGCUGCUUUUGAUUCGCAUAUAGCCAGCCAUAGUCAGGGCAAUAAUAAUUGGAGCCAUCUUCUGGGCAAUUCCUUUCCCUCUGAAAUUAACACACAACAACUUUUUACGUCGCCCGUAGGGUUGCGAUCCGAAGAUUCGCAUGGUACUCCCCUUUUCCGGCCAACGCUGCCGACAAGGCGGUCGUCUUCACAGCUAACGAAGAACAUGGGCGAGGAUGGGAGUAUCUCACUCACAUCGCACAGUACCACGAACUCUAUUCGCAAAAACUCCGUGACAAGGCCAUUGUCAUCUACUUCCUUAUCAUCCUAUCGACAAAAUUCCUCUUCAGAAGUACCGAGAAAGGCCCAAGUAGAAUGCUUCAAUUGUAAGACUACAAAGACGCCUCUUUGGAGACGAGACGGAGGUGGCAACACAAUGUGUAAUGCAUGUGGUCUUUUUCAAAAAUUGCAUGGAACAAUGCGUCCUCUGUCUUUAAAGAGCGAUGUAAUAAGGAAAAGAAAUACAAAGAAAAGAGGUAAAAAGCCAGUCAGUCAAGACCUGAAAGAAAAUACAAAGUCGGGCAAAAAAAAUGAUACAGAUCAGCAAGAUCUAGCACUGCCGUCUCUAUCCCUAAAUGCUCAGUCAUCUACGGAAAGCUCUGCUAAUUUAUCUAACUUUUCUUCGUCAGAAACAAAGUCGCGCAUCAGCUCAUUUACGAAUUUUAGCGUGAAUGGGACUUUCAGCAACCCAAAUGGUGAGCAACUGAGCUCCAAGACUUUGAUGAGUCACGACACCCGAUUGAUGUCUUCAGCUAAUGCGGGCAUAUCUAAGAAAUCAAGUCGAUCGAGCAGUUCCAGUUCUGCAUCGAACUCCAGUAACCGUUCCUCGUCAUCGAGAACCAUGGUUCCCAUUUUGCCAAAGCCAUCGCCAGGAGCAACUCAACGAAGUCAAUUUCAAUUAAUGAAUAAUUUUACUGGUAGCGCAGGUAAUAGUGCAGCCUCGUCUCCAAGGAUACCAAGCUCUCCACGCUUAUCCUCUGCUCAAAGCCCACUGCCUAAUUCAGGUGGCCAACUGUUGUCAUCCUCGGGGGGUGGUCCUGGAAUAGCGAUAAUGCGUAGAAAGCCCUCCCGCCCAGGCUCAUCGUCAUUUAUGGCCACAUCGUUGCAACAACAUCAGCAACAACACCAACUUCAACUUCAACAGCAUCAGCAACCAUAUCAAGCACAACAACAAUCUCAACAAUCUCAACAAUCUCAAUCAAUAGCCUUCCCAUCUACCACUGUUGGUAGCUCUUCGUCAACAAUCUCUGCAUCUUCCAACUCUUGGAAUACUGCACCAAAUGCUGUGGGUCCUCCAAAACCAAUGAACUCGCCUCGCUCUCCAUUCGAUCUGUUUUCUUCCCAGGAACCUCAGUCAAGGUCGACUUCUCGAAAGUCCCACACAUCUCUACUAUCUCAGCAACUGCAGCAAGCUAGUAUACCAUCGCAGUAUCCCCAAUCCCCAUCUCAGUUGCAGACACCUUCCAGCGUCCAAAGCAAUGGUUUUUCUAGUUCUGCAACUCCGCAACCUACAUCGGUUGAGCGUUCUCCAGUGACCGCUUCCCCAAGGAAUAGCUAUAUGGACUCAAUUCAGCAACAGCGCGGAUUGCACCCCGACGCCAGUUUCCGCAGAACAACACCACUCAGAUCCGAGUCUUACAAUACACCUGUUAUUAAUCAAAACACGUAUACGUCUAAACAGAAGGAUGGUACUUUGGAUGAUCUUGAAUGGUUAAAAUUUGGACUAUAA